CAGCAAGAUCAGACUAACACGGCUGCAUCUCUAUUACUAUCCAGAGAUAAGUUAUGGAUGAUUUGGGAGUACUGACUUUGAAUUUCCUUGCAUCUGUUCAGUUUGCCUUAAUCAUUAAGUAACAUUCUGUUAGGAAAUAUCAGAUACCUUGGAGGUCCUAGAAUACCAUGACGAUAGGCAUGGUCUAAGAACCUGAAUAGAAUGGAAUCAUUUUCAUUAAUAAGCCACAAAUUCAUCUAUCAGUUUACAACUGGCUUAGUCUAGUGCAAGGAAGGGGGAUUUCAUUCUCCUCAACUAGAGACAAGGGGCUAGGGUUUUUCACUACACAAAUUCAAUUAAUUGGCAAUAUAGUGUGAGCUGGGCUAGAAAGACCAAGAGCCUAAGAUUUCAUAGGGAGCUUUCCUCAGUCUAGAGGGUGCUUGUGAUUGUCUCCUGGUUCUCUUGUCAGCUCUCAAAAUCAAUUAAUGCCAUGUCUACACUAGAGACCUUACAGCUGUACGAGUUCAGCUGUGUUGCUGUAAGAUCUCUCAUAGAGUUGACCUAAAAUUUAGGUCACUCAGGGGUGUGUUUUUUUCAGAUAGUGGAAGUGGCUAAGUAAACCACCCUAUUUGUAGGGGAGUAGCCUUUGCCAUGUGGAAUGGAAGAGUUUGGGAGUGUUGCUCCAGGGCAAAAUUUCAGGGGGCUUAUGUAGUUAGGGAAACUCAGACGUGUCUUAAAAUUCAGACAUAAAAAGAAGCAUCCCAAUUUUCAGAAAGUGGCUCCCCUAAUAGAAAUAACCCACACUUUUCUGUGAUAUCAUUUAUAAUUUCAUCAGGGUCACUUUGCAGUUGGUGGCAGCAUCUACCUUUCUCAGAGAUGCUGUGGCUGCAAGCUUGUUCUCAUUGGCCAGUUUUCUAAGUUGUGCAUGGGGGUAUUGCCGCAGUUAGUUUACACAAUUCACACUGGAGAGAGUUUCCUAACAAUGUAUGUGAAAUUAUCUUUCUGAAAAUGGGGCAUGUCUUUGAAAGUGAUGAGAGAGCCCCACCUUGUGGAAUGAACUUGAAAAGUGCAGGAAGUGCAGUGAGAGUUUAACAAUAAAAGGGUUUAGCAGAGGUGUUAGUAAGCGAGAACAGCGAGGCAUAUAAAAGGAUAGAGUUGGGGGAGGGGGAAAUCAGCAAAGCUAUUCAAAGUGUACAGAGACGGAAUAGAAGCAGCCAGUAGUAAAACCUAGAGGAGAGACACAGCUGAACCUGUGUAACCAAGAUACGAGGGAAAGACAAUAGUCUGAAACAUCUGAAUGUGAUAAUUGCGGAGGAAGUGGGGAGAAAAAAUGAAACCAGUCUAAGAUGAAAAUGAAUUAUUUGAAAUGUUCUGAAGAGAACAAUUUUCCAGUAGUUAGGAAGUGCAUUUGACAUCAUAAUGAAAGAAAAAGAUGUGAUCUAUUUUUAAUUCUUCUUCCUUCAAGCAUACAGCAAAAUGUACCAUGCAGUUGCAAAGUGAGGGUAAAUUUUAAGUGAGAAUAUUUUGCUGCUAAUGGUUGGGAACAGCGUAGAAUCAUAGAGCUGUAUGGUUGAAAGGGAACUUGAGAGAUUAAUAAGUCCAACUGCUUGUACUGAGGUAGGACCAAGUAACCCUGGAGUCGAACACCCUGACAGGUGUUUGUCCAGUCUGUUCUUAGAAACCUCCAAUGAUGGGGAUUUCACAACCUCCCUUGGAAAACGCCUAGUGCAAUGCUUAGCUCUCCUUAUAGUUAGAAAGUUUUCCUUAACAUCUAUUUCUCUUGCUAUAGAUUUAACCUUCAGUGGACAUGGAGAAUAGUUGGUCUCCACCUUCUCUAUAACAGCUCUUGCUAUAUUUGUAGACUGCUAUUAGGUCCCUUCUCAGACUUUUCUUGAGAUUAAAUUCACUCAGGUUUUUAACCUUUUCUCACAUGUCACUUUUUGUUUCUCUCCUCUGGACUCUCUCUGGUUUGUCCACAGCUUCCUUACAGUGCGGUGCCCAGAACUGGAGAGAGUGCUCAGCUGAGGCCUCACCAUUGCUGAAUAGAGCAGGACAGGCACUGCCCAGGUGUACCAGUACGCGACCAGGAGAGACCGGAAUGGAUGUGACGAGCCGGUGCACCCUUGGAGAUCCCAACAAAUUGCCAGAGGGGGUACCGCAGCCUGCUCGCAUGCCCUACAUCUCAGACAAGCACCCUCGACAAACCUUGGAGGUUAUCAAUCUUCUACGGAAGCACCGGGAGUUGUGUGAUGUCGUACUAGUUGUGGGUGCCAAAAAGAUCUAUGCCCAUCGGGUGAUACUUUCAGCCUGCAGUCCUUAUUUCCGGGCCAUGUUCACCGGGGAGCUGGCAGAAAGUCGGCAAACAGAGGUUGUGAUUCGAGACAUAGAUGAAAGGGCCAUGGAGCUGCUGAUUGACUUUGCGUACACCUCCCAGAUCACAGUGGAAGAGGGUAAUGUCCAGACCUUACUGCCAGCAGCUUGCCUUCUCCAGUUGGCUGAGAUCCAGGAAGCCUGUUGUGAGUUCCUAAAAAGACAGUUGGACCCUUCGAACUGCCUGGGUAUCCGGGCUUUUGCUGACACUCACUCCUGCCGUGAACUGCUGAGGAUUGCCGACAAGUUCACGCAACAUAACUUUCAAGAGGUGAUGGAGAGUGAGGAAUUCAUGCUUCUUCCAGCCAAUCAGCUCAUAGAUAUUAUAUCCAGUGAUGAGUUGAAUGUUCGCAGUGAGGAGCAGGUGUUCAAUGCCGUGAUGGCUUGGGUAAAGUACAGCAUUCAGGAGAGGCGACCCCAGCUACCCCAGGUGCUGCAACAUGUCCGUCUGCCACUGCUCAGUCCCAAGUUCCUGGUGGGGACAGUCGGCUCAGAUCCACUCAUUAAAAGUGAUGAAGAAUGCAGGGACCUGGUGGAUGAAGCGAAGAACUACCUGCUGUUGCCCCAAGAGCGGCCGCUGAUGCAGGGACCAAGAACUCGACCACGCAAACCCAUCCGCUGUGGAGAAGUGCUCUUUGCAGUGGGAGGCUGGUGUAGCGGGGAUGCAAUUUCCAGUGUGGAGCGCUAUGACCCUCAAACCAAUGAGUGGCGGAUGGUGGCUUCCAUGAGCAAAAGGCGCUGUGGAGUUGGAGUCAGUGUUCUGGAUGACCUUCUGUAUGCUGUGGGAGGCCAUGACGGUUCUUCUUAUCUUAACAGCGUAGAAAGGUACGACCCGAAGACGAAUCAGUGGAGCAGCGAUGUGGCUCCCACCAGUACCUGCAGGACCAGUGUUGGAGUGGCAGUUCUCGGGGGAUAUCUGUAUGCUGUUGGUGGCCAGGAUGGCGUCUCUUGUCUCAACAUUGUGGAAAGGUAUGAUCCAAAGGAAAACAAAUGGACUCGGGUGGCUUCCAUGAGCACCAGGCGCUUGGGAGUGGCGGUGGCUGUGUUAGGGGGCUUUCUCUAUGCUGUGGGAGGUUCUGAUGGGACGUCCCCUCUCAAUACAGUGGAGCGGUACAAUCCCCAGGAGAACCGCUGGCAUACAAUAGCUCCCAUGGGAACUAGACGGAAGCACCUAGGCUGUGCGGUAUACCAGGACAUGAUCUACGCUGUGGGAGGCCGAGAUGACACCACUGAACUCAGCAGUGCCGAGAGAUACAAUCCCAGAACCAACCAGUGGUCUCCUGUGGUGGCUAUGACAUCACGGCGGAGCGGCGUUGGCCUUGCAGUAGUGAAUGGACAGCUAAUGGCAGUGGGAGGUUUUGAUGGCACAACAUAUUUGAAGACCAUUGAAGUAUUUGAUCCUGAUGCUAACACAUGGAGGUUGUAUGGCGGAAUGAACUAUCGUCGGCUAGGAGGCGGUGUAGGCGUUAUCAAAAUGACACAUUGUGAAUCCCAUAUAUGGUAAGCAUCUAAUGGAGGGAAAGCUCUUGGUUCUCAAUCCUAUACAAACUGAAGAGACUUACUGACUCUGGAGCUCUGUGUGGCUCUAGUACAAUAUAGACCCACCUUAAUUCUUUGCCGGUGCCUCUUUCUAUGGAAUUAUACGUAAAAUGACUUUUUUGAGCACACAUGCCUAAUGCGAGACCACCUUGUCAGACUCCAGGGAACCACCUAUCACAACUAGAAGCUUUGCUUAUGUCCAUAUUUUUUUCUAAACCGUGUCUCAGUUUUUUGAAUAAACUGAACUGUCUGUUACUCUAGCAUAAACAGUGACCUGGGACUGCAAGCUGUGCCAGGGGUCUGGCAAAGAGGAGGGCGUCUCCUCCUGGAGCAGUGGAAGUGUCAUCCAUGCAGUGGGCACGAAAGAGGAAAGUGAUACUGAAAAUAGUGCUUUUGCCUUAUUUACAGAGAGCUUCAUUUAAAAAAUUUUUUUACUUGACCUGAAAGGUGCCACCUUUGCACAGAAGCUUUUCUGAGUGCAGAGUAUAUUUAUUUUUCAUUUAAUUUGUAUCAUCUGUUUUCUUUAUAUUGCUCACAGUGAAAGAUUCCAUCUCUUUUAAUUUAUAUUAUAUCUAUAUGUAAUGAGGGAUUGAGUUCUGACAGGCGGUUGGUUGGAGCAGGGCUACAUCCUGUCAUGCUUCUGGAUACUGCAGUGCCAAAUCACCCGGGCCUCUUAGAGCACAGGAGCUGUGAAGAUCAGUGUCCUGAGUGUCUGGUCAGUUUUUCGGGAAAUGAGGAGCAGGACUGAAAUUCCCAUCUUUCUGCUGAUUUACUGAUGCUCAAAAAGGAGGUUGGAAACGAAAGGUGAAAAAUAGACUCCAAAAUUAUGCAUUUUUCCAGUGUGCGGUACAAAAGUUCAGGAUCUAUGGUUUUCCUGUACAUGAACCUUAUGAGAGCAUUUCUUGUCAUUUAAAAAUAUCUCUGUACCAUGCUGUCUGCUAAACUUACCAGUUCAUGUCUAAUGCUCAUAUGGGAACCACUCGUUACUUUUGGAGAAUCUAGAAAGGUGUAGACUGGCCAUUUCCUGACACUUGC
Pelodiscus sinensis (Chinese soft-shelled turtle) is the source of this 4923-nucleotide messenger RNA. Lineage: Eukaryota; Metazoa; Chordata; Testudines; Trionychidae. The record is from RefSeq and is a predicted model, not a curated record.